This is a messenger RNA of Dreissena polymorpha, 1278 nucleotides long. Its product is annotated as salivary glue protein Sgs-3-like. Gene Ontology annotation, biological process: proteolysis. Lineage: Eukaryota; Metazoa; Mollusca; Bivalvia; Myida; Dreissenidae. The record is from RefSeq and is a predicted model, not a curated record. Bases 1 to 1143 code for a protein of 380 amino acids. The transcript is spliced from 6 exons. Gene Ontology annotation, molecular function: metalloendopeptidase activity.
AUGGCUCUUACUGGGUUAGAUCUCCUUGACGAUGAUGGAACCAGUGGGUUGCUAGGAUACGCCUACGUGGGUACAGUAUGUGUAAACACUCAGUACAAGUACUCCAUCAACGAGUAUACGGGCUCCAACGUGGCGUGGGUGGCGUCACAUGAGCUGGGGCACGCACUGGGAUCUGAUCACGACCAGACCACCGCCUGUCCGGCCGGCAGGAACGUUAUGUCCGCCUACCUGUUCAAUCCUUCCGCCAAUACUGCGGACACAUACAGCAAGUUCUCCACCUGCAGCACAAGCCAGUUUAUCACUCAUUUGAACGGACGAACCGACUGCACAGCCAAUAAUGGGUUCACGGACGAGCAGUUCCAAGCCUCAUUUUGCAGGGGCCUGCUUGGUCAGCGAGACAGCAGCCUUAACUAUCAGUGUCAGCAGCGAACUGGCUUCGCCGGAAGUACCGUGUGCAGCGGGACAAUCAGCGGCGACGCGGGCUGUUAUGGCUUUGGUCAAGUUGCGUGUAGAGAUGCCAGCGGUGCGUGCAGCGUGAGACUCUCCUUUGUGUGGAACGGAACCCCAUGCGGUACUGGACAGAUGUGCUUUAAAGGACGAUGCGUUCCUAACUUUGAAAUCUGUACCUCUGUAACAACCGCUGCCCCAACAACCGCUGCUCCAACAACUGCUGCCCCUACAACUGCUGCUCCAACAACCGCUGCCCCAACAACCGCUGCUCCAACAACUGCUGCCCCUACAACUGCUGCUCCAACAACCGCUGCUCCAACAACUGCUGCCCCUACAACUGAUGCACCUACAACUGAUGCACCUACAACUGCUGCACCAACAACUGCUGCUCCAACAACUGCUGCUCCAACAACUGCUGCACCUACAACUGCUGCGCCAACAACUGCUGCACCUACAACUGCUGCACCAACAACUGAUGCACCUACAACCGAUGCUCCAACAACUGAUUUUCCAUGUAGCUGCUGUCGUCGCAGGAACAGAUAUUCGUUAAGUUGCUGCAUUCGAAAUCGCGUUUUUCGCCGCCGGAACUGCAGAUGCUGUCCAUUCACCUAUCGUUUUGGAGAACGACCAUCUUCUGAGUUUGGAGAGAAUUCAAACAGUCUGGAUGAUGAUGAUGAUCAAAGCUACAACUAAGAGAGCGAAGCAUACCCUCUAGAAAUUGACGACAAUACGUGAACGUUUAAUUACUACUUAAAGGGACUUUUCUCUCUGAAUCUUUCGUGCGUUUGAGUUUUACAUUAAAUAUUUUAAAUUGAUAUAUGCAAACAU